Closterium sp. Naga37s-1 is the source of this 225-nucleotide messenger RNA. The record is from the annotation of a GenBank genome assembly. NCBI's taxonomy places the organism in Eukaryota, Viridiplantae, Streptophyta, Zygnematophyceae, Desmidiales, Closteriaceae.
ACUUGUGUAACGAGGUGAACUGUGGCUCUGAUGGCGAGUGCAUGAAGGAUGUGAACGGAAAGCCAUCUUGCAGUUGCUCCUGGGGCAAGCCGUCUUCUGACGGGCUCUCUUGCAUUGACACCUGUGCUGCGGUGAGGUGCGAAAUCUUCGCGAUAUGCAAGCCGAAUAAGAAUGGCGAUCCAAGUUGCAUCUGUGAAUUCGGCUACAAGGAUGGUCGUUGCAGUG